This is a messenger RNA of Branchiostoma floridae (Florida lancelet), 1842 nucleotides long. RefSeq names its product sodium-dependent lysophosphatidylcholine symporter 1-A-like. The transcript is spliced from 10 exons. Lineage: Eukaryota; Metazoa; Chordata; Leptocardii; Amphioxiformes; Branchiostomatidae. Gene Ontology annotation, cellular component: membrane. The coding region runs from base 99 to 1115 and encodes 338 amino acids. The record is from RefSeq and is a predicted model, not a curated record. Gene Ontology annotation, biological process: carbohydrate transport. Gene Ontology annotation, molecular function: symporter activity.
UCGUUAUUCAGUGUUUGUAAUAGCGUUGCCUCGAUCUUAACUAGGUCAUCCGUCGACCUUUGCUUCCUACUAAGAAAAACAUCAGAUACAACAUCGCAAUGACGGAAGGUGGGGAAAAGAUCACGUUUUGGAACAGGCUUUGCUAUUCGCUCAGCACUAUUCCAAACUACAUGUCCCAGAUCACAAUAGGCUUGUAUCUACCUGUGUUUCUUUUGGAGGUCGUACAGCUCCCGCCAGAACGCGUUCCCAUAGUAACGACCACGUGUAAUGUUCUGUGGGCGCUAGCCUUCCCACUGGUCGGCUAUCUUGUGAACAGGACCAACACAAGAUGGGGCAAGCUCAAACCAUGGAUGUUUGUUGCGGUGGUUCCAACGGCUGUUGCCUACUUCUUCACGUGGUUUUCCAUCGGGACGUCCGGAGAGACCAGCAAGCUAGUCUGGUACACUUUCUUCGCCUGUGCUUUCUACGUACUCAGUGCGGUUUAUGGUGUUCCACAAAAUUCUCUAGUCAUGUUCGCCACAAACGAGCCAAAGGAGAGGGACAUUCUUAACGCUUUCGCUGUAGGCGGCACCAUUCUGGCGAUGUUUGGUGGCUCCCUGAUCCCCGGGUCCACCCUGGCUGCGUACGGCGCGCCUGUCGGGUACGACCCGUGUACUAAUGGCACUAACGGAACCCAUCCUGGAGCAUCGCUAGCUGUACAGAAACAGGCUUUCAUGGUGUCGGCGUCAGCUAUCGCCGGCAUAUACGUCUUGUGUGGCCUUGUGGGAGUCUUUGGUGUUCCGGAGAGAAAGAAUGUGAAACCUGACAACAGGAUAAAAAGCGGCCUCCACAACAAGUCGGUGAUAAAACAUCUCUUCACCUUCCGACCGUUCAUCUGCCUGCUGUUCAUAUCGGGGUUCUUGGGCAUGGCUGGAACGUUCAUCGCUUCCAACAUAUCUCUAGUGCUCCAGUACACGUUAGGCAUGGAAGACCAGACCGCCUUAGUGUUGCCAGUCACAACCGGCAUUGGCGCAUUGUCACUAUUCCCCUGCUAUUUGCUGCUGAAGAAGUUUGGGAGGAAAAAGUUUCUGGUUGGCAGCUUGAUUGUGAGUUUAAAGAUCUUUCAGAUCUUUUGAUUAAACUGUCAGCAAAGACAAGACCUUCAGAGUUUUGGUUUCCUACAGAGUGGUAGAAUGAUAAAUUUUUCACGUAGGCCACAGCAAGUAAAUUUUAUGGAUGGCGCACUCAAUAAUUUUUGCCUGAUUUCAUUUUUUCGGGGAUGGUCAGAUAGAUCAUAAUGGAAGCCAUGAGUGUAGUUGCCAAAAUAGGCAACUGAUACCAGUCUACCACAUUAGCGUACCUUUUAUACUAGUAACACUUCUUGAAUAUAGGAAUGAAUGACUGUUAGUUGUGAUGCAACGUUUUGUCACUUCAAUUCUUGUUACAAUGUUUAUGUAUCUUGAUUGUCUUACCCAUCUUUUUUUUUUGGCCUAUCUCAUUAUUUUUAGUCUUUAGAGAAUGUCAUCCAUAAGUUUUACUUGCUGUGGCCUUAUUACUUGAUCUAUAUGUGUUUUUGAUGUAUGUUUAUUCCAAUAUCAUGCGAAGGAAAUGUUACAAAUAGUUUUUACUGAUAUGUUGGAUUUUUUUAUAUUACAUUUAUUGUGGUAGCUAUUUUUGGUGAUGCUUCAGGGGCUAGCCUAAUUGUAUGUUAUAUGUCAGUUUGCCAAGAAUUCUCCGCAAAUACAAUGGACAACAAGGUUCUCCCUUUCGGACGGCAGGUUUUCCCAGACCAGUUUGGUGGCCGUUUAACUGUCAUCUCAGACACCGUUGCCAUGGCAAUACAUUUUAUUGCCAAACUUGUUU